Molecule: messenger RNA, 1244 nt
Organism: Paralichthys olivaceus (Japanese flounder)
Lineage: Eukaryota; Metazoa; Chordata; Actinopteri; Pleuronectiformes; Paralichthyidae
Gene: gar1
Product: GAR1 homolog, ribonucleoprotein
Biological process (GO): snoRNA guided rRNA pseudouridine synthesis; ribosome biogenesis
Cellular component (GO): box H/ACA snoRNP complex
Molecular function (GO): box H/ACA snoRNA binding
Source: RefSeq, a predicted model, not a curated record
UCACGAUACUUGACAUGUGCUUUACGGCAGGCUGUGGUCACACGUGUUGUCAUCGCGUGGAGUAAAUAGCUGCAGCUCAACGAGGAAAGUUAGGACAUGUCUUUCAGAGGAGGCGGAGGACGAGGCGGCAGAGGAGGAGGAGGUUUUAACCGAGGUGGAGGAGGCAGAGGAGGGUUCGGUGGAGGCAGAGGUGGCGGAGGGUUCGGUGGAGGCAGAGGUGGCGGAGGUUACGGACGCGGUGGAGGCAGAGGAGGCUUCAACAGGCAGCAGGACUACGGUCCUCCAGAACAUGUAGUCGCCGUGGGAGAGUUCAUGCAUCCAUGUGAAGACGAUAUUGUGUGUAAGUGCACCACAGAGGAAAGCAAGGUUCCCUACUUCAAUGCCCCUGUGUACCUGGAGAACAAGGAGCAGAUCGGGAAGGUGGAUGAGAUAUUCGGCCAGCUCCGAGACUUUUAUUUUUCAGUCAAACUCUCAGACAAUAUGAAGGCGUCUUCGUUUAAGAAACUUCAGAAGUUUUAUAUAGAUCCAAUGAAGCUUCUCCCACUGCAGAGAUUUCUUCCAAGACCGCCAGGAGAGAAGGGGCCGCCGAGAGGAGGCCGAGGAGGUAGAGGUGGUGGCCGUGGAGGUGGAUUUCGAGGUGGCCGUGGUGGAGGAUUUGGAGGCGGUGGCCGUGGUGGAGGAUUCGGACGUGGUGGAGGAUUUGGAGGUGGUGGACGUGGUGGAGGAGGUUUCAGAGGAAGAGGAGGCAGUGGUGGACGUGGAUUCAGAGGUGGGAGGUGAUCUGGUCUUUUCAUCCCUGUCUACACCUGCUUCAGAAAAAAGACAGCAUUCAAUGCCAGUGUCUGUCCUGUUGGAGGCAAUGUCGAUAUACUGAGUCUAUUUGUAGAACUUGGGGCUUUUCACAUUUUGUUAUUUUUGUACCAGUUUUGAAGAUAUGAUGAAUCAUCAUGAUCGUUAUUUAAAAGGUGUAACAUAGCUGGGACCUUUUCUGCCUGUUCUGAAGGGUUCUACGCUCCCUCUGCCAACAGGCACAUCAUUAUCCCGGUGCUGAUUGUGUUGUUCAUGAUUUCAGGAGACACAUUCACAAAUUUCCCUGAAUUACUUUUGUCGAAUGUGGGAAACUGUGAUGGAAAGUGAACUUUGAGUGGUUAAAACAUUUUAAUGCUUAUGAUUUGUAAUAUCUUAAACCAAAUGUUGUAACAUUUUUGUUAAAGUCCUUGAUUAAAAGGUGCUUUGUAACUGUG